This is a messenger RNA of Bipolaris victoriae FI3, 1335 nucleotides long. RefSeq lists its product as hypothetical. NCBI's taxonomy places the organism in Eukaryota, Fungi, Ascomycota, Dothideomycetes, Pleosporales, Pleosporaceae. The coding region runs from base 1 to 1335 and encodes 444 amino acids. The record is from RefSeq and is a predicted model, not a curated record. The transcript is spliced from 2 exons. Gene Ontology annotation, biological process: meiotic DNA recombinase assembly involved in reciprocal meiotic recombination; double-strand break repair via homologous recombination; meiotic joint molecule formation. Gene Ontology annotation, cellular component: Swi5-Sfr1 complex; Swi5-Swi2 complex.
AUGGCUAUCGACAAGAGCGUCACAGAGAUUGCUGACUCGGACGAGGAGCUUAUCAUGUCUUCGCCUGGUGUUGGUUCAUCUGAUGUGGCGGAUAAGCUUCACGCCAUGGCCUCUGCUGCGCCUCAGGAGCCCCUUCAGGACGCGUACUGCACUUACCAAGCUCACCCACAAGACAACGCCAAUACGGCUCCACUAAGCACCGUUGGCUUGGAUCUUGAUCGCAACGGCGCUUCAGUCGAUACCGAUGCAUCUAGUACUGACCAUACUAACGUAAAGCCCCAAGACGCAAUGCUUCCACAAGAGGAAGGAGCAGCACUUCAAAUGAGUCCUCAUGAACGAGCCGCCCGCGCGCAUAUGGACCCCCUGGGGUUUGCACACGGAACCCUUCAUGCCUCAGUUGCGAACAGAAGCACGGUGCAACCGGGGUCACUAGCGGGGGAAUCGCGGUCCAUCAGUGCUGCACCAACUCCAGACAGCACCUCUCCGCCAAAAGAUGCUUGCCCUCAGUCUGCUCGAGACAUCUCCAGUACAUGUCAACCGCAAGCUCCCCAUAGACGAACCGUUGUAGUGCACAGAUCUCAAACCAUGGGUACAUCUGACACGACAAGUAUCUCUGCAGUAGUAACCAGCUCCUCAAAUCCGACUACCCCAGGCAUCACAGCAUCAGCCUUAUCCGCGCCCAAGGACAUUGGCGACGCUGAUUUGCAUCCCGACUUUGGUGAAAUUCAAGGUGGAAACCCACAAACAAGUACCAGUGAUUGCAGGCCAAGCAGUCCUUACCAUGAGUCAAUAGUCAGCGCGCAAGAGUCCGCCCCCUUCACACCGCAAAUUCAGCCCUCGCAAGAAAAGCCUCAGGAUCCAAGCUCCGCACUUCAACAGGCAUCACAACCGAAGGACCCUGAAAGUCAUGAUCUCAAUGCGAGUGGUGCACCCUGUAACUCCACUUCCGAGUCUCAAGACCAACCGACUACGGGAGCUUCGCCGACAGCCGCUACGCGGAGGAGGCCGUCAGGAAUUCCCCAGGAAACCAUUCUAUCGGAGUUGAAAGCGCACAAGGCUGCCCUAUUAACUUCUCUGCGUAGUCUCCCGGCGAUUCAGGUUCUUAUGGAAGAAAUGGCGUCUUCUGACGGUGGCGCAGAUGGACGGUAUGACGAGCCUACUGACGCGGACGUUAUGGCCGCAGCGAACAAAGUCGUCAAAGAACACAUCAAGCUACUGCAUGAGUAUAAUGAACUGAAGGACGUGGGCCAGGGUCUUAUGGGUCUGAUCGCCGACCAGCGGGGUGUCAGGAUUGUGGAGGUUCAAGAAGAGUUUAGUAUUGAUGCAGAAGACUGA